GUCGCCAUUUCGGAGGCAACAUUUAAGGAUAUCGGAAUUAUGCAACUAAAGGUAAUAACCGGAUAAAAGAGUCACUUUAAAUUAAGUUAGCGGCGAUCGAUGACAAGUGCUUCACUAUAAAAGCAAGAACACUGAUCAGACUAGUCUUACUUGGUGCUGACCAGCACUGAGAGAAUUCAGGAUAAUUUGAUCGUUAUUAGUCACCAUGUAUGACAAAUUCGUACGAUUGAAAACACAACGAUAAUAGAAUUUAAACGAAAUUUCUCAUCUUUGAAUCGAAAGCAUUCAACAAGUAUAAAGUUAAUAAAACAUGUCGAAAAUAUACCAAGCAUUCUUAACGUUCUACACGUUUCUCUUCUCUCCGUUAGUUCUUCUGCUAUUAGUAUGUUCCUACGUAUCUCGCUGCAUCGUAGAGAUCGUUCUAAGGAUACAAUUGAAGGACAAAUUUGCUGGUUUCCUUGAUGGAACAGAUAGCGUUUGGGCCAUAGAACACUCAUCGGCACUUUCCGUGAACAACAUCCUUUUGAUCUUAGAGAAGGACGCACGCCAUUCGAAUAUGAACUUCAUGGAGAGUUUUCGUGAUUUGGCAAAGAAUCGUAUAGUGAGUUCGUCUUUCGAGAAAUUGUCACACAAGAGAAAAAGCAAGUUUGGUUAUUAUUUCUGGGAAAGGAGCGAAGAGAUCGACUUAAAAGAACGUAUCAGAUGGUUGGAGUAUGAGCGCGCGAACUGCGAUGGAUCCUGUGAUAAUAUUUACAAUGGGAACUUGAAGAAGGUCUUGUGGAACAUUUGCAAUCAGCCCUUGCCAGAGAAUCAUACGGCAUCCUGGGAAAUUUUGAUCGGAAAAUCCUGUCCCAGGUCUAGUCAUCAUUACCUUCGACGAAUGGAGGAGCGAUUGGCGAGUAAAAUCAGGAUUCCCAUUUUAUUCCGUGUGCAUCACUCUCUGGGAGAUGGAAUGGCCCUUCUCAAGUUCUUUAGGGACGUUAUCAUCGACAAGGAUCCAAUGCCGGAAACAUUCUUGCAGCUGGAGAACACAACUUUCAAGAUAAAAGGCGAGAAAAAGAGGUCGAAUAUGACAGUAUCUGUGAUAAAUCCUGCGGAUCCUUGCUCGAGUGGAAACAAUAAUUCCAAGUGUUCGUUUCAAAAGGAAGUCAUGUCGGCGUCUAUGCCCUUCAUCCACUUUAUAGUGUACUCAUAUUUCAUUAAACUAUUAAGAGAGCAGUUCGCUGUGAGAAGGGAGAACUUGCAAAAUUUUAAUUUGCAAGAUUUGAAGUACGAAAUAAGAGAGUUUCUGCGAAGAGAACGAGAUAAAUUAAACACUUUUUUCUUAGAAGUUGUUUGUAAAAAGGCACAGAUAUAUCUGAAAAUGGCGAAGGUUAUCAUAAGUAUUCCUGGUUGCUUGAUUCAACAAGCUUUUCGUAGCAUGGAUAAAAGUGCACUCCAUGGAGCAGAAUUGUCAGGCGAAAAGUUGGUUUCUUACUGGCUCGAGGACGAUUUCAAGAACACCUGCAAUCAAAAACUAUUUACGAAGAUUCAAAACAUAAGGAGUAUUACAGGUGCUAGGUUUGGAGACGUGUUAUUAGCUGCUUUGUCUGUUAGCUUACAUAAGUACUUCAUUCGCAUGAACGAACCUGUUCCAACCAAAUUGAGUGUCGUCCUGCCGAUGAAAAUAGAGGAAUGGAGCCAGAAUCUUCCGUUGCAAAAUAAUUUUUCAGUUGGCAUACUACCGCUUUGCAUUUCACAGAUAAACGGCAAAGAAUUAGCAGAUCCACGAGAAAAUUCUCAAAUUUUAGAACGCCUUGAGAAUAUCAAAAGAGCGAAUGAUACUCUCAGAAAGAGUCCCGAUUACACAGUAAAUUUCCUAGUGAUGAAAUAUCUCUCAGCUCUAUUGCCUGAUAAAUUGUUACGACCGAUUUUUAAGAGUCACAGUACGAUGGUAUUUAGUAAUUUAGUUGGUCCUCAGGAAGUGAAACUUUUAGGUCACCCUUUAAAAAAUAUCGUUUUUUGGAUACCAAACAGGAGUUACACAGGAAUUGGAUGUUCAUUGUUAACUUAUCGGGGUUAUUUACAUUUGUCUUUGAUUGCUGAUAAAGCUUUAGUACAAAACGAAAAGUUUCUUACACAAAUUUUGGAGAACACUGUGAACGAGAUCGAUAAUCUUUACGACAGAUUAACACUGUCAUUCUUUUCGAAGAAGCUUCGUAGAAGCAUAUCAACACCCACUAAAAAAGCAAACGGUGUGUUGUAAAAUUGUGGAACUUUGUAUUUAUUUUUUUCACUCAUUAUUUACUUUCUUCAUCAACUCUUAUUUUAUUGUAAAGGACAGUGCUUUUACCAUUGUAUUUUACCAUCAAAAGUCUUUGUAAAUAAUUGUUGUUUGAGUUGAGGCGAGACGAAAGUUUUGUGUACUCCCAUGAUUUGUAUUUUUACUAUGUAUAAUUAAAAAAUAUAUUUUCU
This is a messenger RNA of Eufriesea mexicana, 2454 nucleotides long. RefSeq lists its product as uncharacterized. Gene Ontology annotation, biological process: triglyceride biosynthetic process. Bases 311 to 2245 code for a protein of 644 amino acids. Gene Ontology annotation, cellular component: plasma membrane. The transcript is spliced from 6 exons. Lineage: Eukaryota; Metazoa; Arthropoda; Insecta; Hymenoptera; Apidae. The record is from RefSeq and is a predicted model, not a curated record.